Drosophila grimshawi is the source of this 1496-nucleotide messenger RNA. Its product is annotated as protein obstructor-E. The record is from RefSeq and is a predicted model, not a curated record. The coding region runs from base 147 to 854 and encodes 235 amino acids. Gene Ontology annotation, molecular function: chitin binding. The transcript has 4 exons. NCBI's taxonomy places the organism in Eukaryota, Metazoa, Arthropoda, Insecta, Diptera, Drosophilidae. Gene Ontology annotation, cellular component: extracellular region.
GAGUCGCGAUUUAGUUGUCCGCUAAAAGUUAUUAUAACUUUUUUUUUUUGCCUGAAAGGAUUGUCACACACACUCACACAGUUGUGAGACAUUAAUUUUUUUUUAAAUUUAGUUUUGUUGUAAAAAUAGAAAAAGAAAAAAACAAAAUGAAAUUAUUUUUAUGUGCCAUUGCUGUGACGCUUUAUGUGGCGGCGACAAGUGCAGCUGACUUCGAGUGCCCAAAACCCAAUGGCCAAUUUGCGGAUGAGGUGCAGUGCGACAAAUACUUUGAAUGCUCUGAGGGCGUACCCAAGGCGCAUCUGUGUCCCGAUGGCCUCGUCUUUGAUCCGCUCAAUCGCAAGUUCAACAAGUGCGAUCAGCCCUUCAAUGUAGACUGUGAGGAUCGGACGGAGUUGCAGGAGCCCAAGUCGAGCAAGUAUUGUCCACGCAAGAACGGAUUCUUUGCGCAUCCGGAUGCGAGCGUUUGCAAUCUCUUUUACAAUUGCAUUGAUGGCGAUGCCCUGGAGAUGAAGUGCACCGUCGGUCUGCACUUUGAUGAGUAUUCUGGCACCUGUGUCUGGCCCGACACCGCCAAGCGUGAGGGUUGCGGCGAUCCAGAGAAAAAAUCGGAGAGCGGUUUCACCUGCCCCAAAGAUCAGCCAAAGUCAGAUUUACGCGGCCAAGUGGUGACACAUCCCAGAUAUCCACAUCCCACCGAUUGCCAGAAGUUCUAUGUAUGUCUGAAUGGCGAGGAUCCGCGCGAUUUGGGCUGCCAGCUGGGCGAGGUCUACAACGAUGAAAGCGAGAUGUGCGAUGCGCCCGAGAAUGUGCCCGGCUGUGAGGAUUGGUACAAGGAGACCGAUGAUAAGAAUUAAGCCGGACGCACUGCCGUGUGCCACCCGCCGAUAAACAACGCACAGCCGCACAUCCUCUUCACCCAUUGCCCCCAAAACGCGCGUCUACAACAGAUACCCAAAAUGAGAGAGACACACACAUACACAUACACACACACAUACAUGCACAGACACAGAAAAAGACACAGUUAGACUUGGACUUGGACAGCAAGACAUACGGAGCCUGGAGCCGGAGGCAAAAUUGGAGCCACUGGCCGGACGCGCGUAGUAGUCACUAAAACUUAGUAGUUUGUAGCCUAUUCCUAUAGCGCGUAUGUGUAGCACUUAAUUUCCAAAACUUUUUACUUAAUACUCGAUACUCGUUGCUCGUUACUCGCUACUUUGUCCUAACGAACAACGAGUAUCAUACUUUCUUCUCUCUUCUCUGUUAAGCUUUUUUACUCACUCUUUCUGUAUCUUUUAUUCUAUCUACAAUCUUCUGUUUUCCUCUGUACUGUCUACUUUCUAUCUAUGAUCUUAACUUCUAUAUGACUCUUUGUGUAUAUAUUUCCUCUUUCAUUUACUAUCUAUUAAUUAAUAUACAAAAUCAGAAAAAUAACAAACCAUCUGUGCUGUUUUACAUUUCCUUUCUACUACUAUCUAUUUUCUUAAAUAUUGUAUCUA